GGAUAAUGAACAUGCAUUCAAAAAAAAAAAUUACGGAUAAUGAACAGAUGGAUCAUAUAAAUAUAGAAUCACACGACACGAACAUCUCUGGAAUUUUCUGAAAUAUUACUAUUUAUUAGUAUUAUGUGAAUUAAAUAAAUUUAUGUGAAUAUUCAGACGUCAGAGUUGUGUUGUCUUUGUCCUUUUGAGAUUUUUUGAGAGUAAAAGAAGAGGAGGUGAUAAUGGCAAUAAACGGGGGUGCUAAUAAGAAGGUUUGUGUAACUGGGGCUGGAGGGUUUGUAGCAUCAUGGCUUGUUAAGCUUCUUCUUUCCAAAGGUUACUCUGUCCAUGGAACUGUCAGACAACCUGGUAGUAAGAAAUAUGAACACUUGCUUAAACUUGAGAGAGCUUCUGAGAACCUUACACUUUUCGAAGCAGAUAUCUUGAAUUAUGAAUCUGUUUACAAAGCAAUUGUCGGAUGCACUGCUGUUUUCCAUGUUGCAAGCCCUGUACCUUCAACAGUUGUACCAAAUCCUGAGGUGGAAGUGAUUGAGCCAGCAGUGAAGGGAACUGCUAAUGUACUUGAAGCUUCUCUCAAAGCUAAAGUGGAGCGUGUCGUCUUUGUAUCAUCUGGAGCUGCUGUUGCUAUCAAUCCUAAUUUCUCGGAAGAUAAAGUGAUUGACGAGUCUUGUUGGUCUGACAAAGACUACUGCAAAAAAACUAAGAACUGGUAUUGUUAUGCCAAGACAGAAGCAGAAGAGCAGGCACUGAAUUUCGCGAAAAGAACUGGGCAUGAUGUUGUAAGCAUUUGUCCUACCCUUGUUUUGGGGCCAAUUUUACAGUCAACCACUAACUCAAGUAGCUUAGUUCUCAUCAAACUUUUAAAAGGUUGUGAUACAUUGGAGAAUAAGCACCGUUGGAUAGUUGACGUACGAGACUUGGUCGAUGCAAUACUAUUGGCAUAUGAGAAUCAUGAGGCAGAAGGGAGAUACAUAUGCACUUCACACGCUGUCACGGAACGAGAUUUGGUGGAGAAAUUGAAGAGUAAAUAUCCAAACUACAAGUACCCUACAAACUAUACUGAGGUGAAUGAUUACAGAAUGCUGAGCUCAAAGAAACUGCAAAGUUUAGGAUGGAAAUUCAGGCCAUUGGAGGAAACACUAAUUGAUUCUGUUAAGAGCUAUGAGGAGGCUGGAAUACUUCAUUCACAAUAAAUGUGACUGCUUGUUUUGUGAAUGUAUUUCAGUUUCUGUAUUUGUUUGUGCUUCACAAAACAAUGACUGCAUUUAAAUUUACAUUGGUGUUAUUAAAUAUUGAACUACAAGAUUUAUGCUUCAAUCUCUUCAAUACAUAUUUGGAUUUACCAUGAUAUUGACAAAUCAUGGUGAGCAUUAUAGAAAAUCUAUUAUACUUUUUUGUUUUAGUUUUUUAGUAAUCAAAUCAAUUACUU
Molecule: messenger RNA, 1429 nt
Organism: Trifolium pratense (red clover)
Lineage: Eukaryota; Viridiplantae; Streptophyta; Magnoliopsida; Fabales; Fabaceae
Product: cinnamoyl-CoA reductase 1-like
Exons: 6
Coding region: 222-1193 (323 amino acids)
Molecular function (GO): oxidoreductase activity, acting on the CH-OH group of donors, NAD or NADP as acceptor
Source: RefSeq, a predicted model, not a curated record